Lactuca saligna is the source of this 1575-nucleotide messenger RNA. The record is from the annotation of a GenBank genome assembly. Lineage: Eukaryota; Viridiplantae; Streptophyta; Magnoliopsida; Asterales; Asteraceae.
AUGGCUUCAGGCUCAUCUUUUUCAUCAAUGCCGCUGUUUGGGAACACGAAUGAAGAAGAUCAUUUCAACGAAGCCAACAACAUUCAACAAGAUACUCAUGGAGUGUCACAAACUCAACCUCAAACUGUUCGCCACAAGAAGCGAAGAAACACACCAAAAUUCCCAUGCAAGUUCUUCAAAAUUUUUAUGGUGAUAGAUUCGGAUGUUGAGGUUAUAGCACUAUCUCCUGCCACCUUAAUGGCAAAAAACAGGUUUGUUUGUGAGGUAUGCUACAAAGGGUUCCCAAGAGACCAAAACUUGCAACUUCACAAAAGGGGACACAAUUUGCCAUGGAAACUUAAGCAGAAGAGUGCAACGGAUGAUUUGAAAAGAAAGGUGUAUGUGUGUCCUGAGCCUACUUGUGUCAACCAUGAGCCUUCUCAUGCUCUUGGAGACCUCACUGGCAUCAAGAAACACUAUUCACGAAAGCAUGGUGAAAGGAAAUACAAGUGCCAAAAGUGUGAAAAAAUGUAUGCAGUCAAUUCUGAUUUGAAAGCGCAUUCAAAGACUUGUGGCACCAAAGAAUAUCCAUGCCAUUGUGGUACUGUCUUCGGAAGGCGUGACAGCUUCAUCAAUCAUAGGGCAUAUUGUGAGGCAUUGGCUGAAGGGAUAACAACCAUAGGUUCCAGGGGAGUGACGUCAUUCAAAAGCUCCCGCAACCAUAAUCAACCUAGCCAGAUGAAUACAACUUCGCCUCAAUUGGGUCCACAACUUCCCUCGACUCAAAACCUGAUCAAAACCUCCAUUAACACGAACUACUAUAAGCCCACUCCCGCUUUGUUUGGGCCAUCAUCAAAUCAAAACAACCCUAUAAAUUCUCCGAACAACACAAUAACCAAUCUUGUGAACAACACAAGCACACUACCUAACAACAUGCAACUCUACAAUCUCAGUAUGAUGGGAAACCCUAUAAAUUCUGGAAGUGGUGAGGGAUUAAGUUUGUUCUCAAGUGGUAGCUUUGUGUCACAUCACUCUACUUCACUUUAUUUUUCAUCACAUACAGAAACUAUGCGCCAACACCUUUCAGCGACUGGAACGCUUCAGAAGGCUGGAAUAUUUGGAUCAACAUCUGGCACCAACAACUUUACCGACUUUACCCGAGGGAUAUAUACAAGUUCUUCGUCUACUGGUGGUGUUAGUGGAACUAAUUCUGAGAAGGGAAGAUUUCUUUUCCGCAGUGGCCAUUUUUCUGGUAGCAAUGAUGAGCAUUAUAGCAACAUGAAUGAGCUUCUGAACUCUUUCAGCGGUAGUGGUGUCGGGUCCUCUGUUUUCAAUCGGCAUACUGGUGCAAGUAAUGCGCAAGAGGAUGGGUAUCAAGGUGGCGUUGAGAGCGGUGGUGGUGGUUGUGAUGAGGAGUGGAAAAAGUUGAACUCUGUAGAAGAGGAGCCACCUCAAAACUCUAAUUUUAACAUGGGUUUGGAGCAAUUCAGUGGUGGGAAAACGACCAGAGACUUUCUUGGUGUUGGAGGGGAGAUAGUAGGCGACAUAAGCAGCGAUGGAGCUAAAAGCACUUUUGCAGUACGAAGCUUUCUGUAA